CCUCCAACUCACAUUUGGUUAAGGGAAACAAAAUAUUUCAAUAUCAAUGAAAAGAUCUAGCGUCUACUGAAUACUGGUUAUGAUGUAAAAGUGGGGAUCAAUAAGAAGUAUAUAGCAUUUAGUGAAAUUUGAGACGAAGAUGAAUAGAUCAAUUUCAGUCCAUUAACAUCAAAAUCUUGGUGUAGGCACCUGUUGGCUUGACGUCCUCUCUUUUCCAUCAACUGAAUUUGCAGGUAAGAGGUAUAAAGACACUGAGCACUGAGUUAAUUCGUUGCUGUGCUGAGCCAACGAGUUGGCGCGCAUUUGGUUAAAAAUUCAAUACAAAGGAGAAAAAAGGACAAAAGGAAAAAAAGCGCCCCAGAAAUCGUAUAAAAGCGCCUCUUGACCCGCUGUUCGCUAAUCGCUGCGUUAAUUUAGUUUCUCAUUAAAUUAAACGGUCAAAAAAAGGGAACAAAAAUGGCUUUUUGCACAAUUGACCUUUAUUUUCUCUUUUCUAGUGUUUCCGGGAAAAACAACACUGAGGCCCCAAGAGGAGAAGAGAAAAUGAGAAAAGAAAAUUUACCCAUUCUUUAUUCAUCUGAUUAGAUUUUAGAUUCUUUAGUGUAAAGUAUAGAUAGAGAGGAAGAAGGGAUCAAAGAAAAUGAUGUUGGUUUUCUAUUUGAUCUCAUUGCCUUUAACAAUGGGGAUGGUGAUUCUCACACUGAGAUAUUUCGCGGGUCCAGCUGUUCCUAUUUACGUCUUGUUAACCGUUGGAUAUACCUGGUUCUGUUCUUUCUCAAUCAUCAUCCUCGUUCCUGCUGAUAUUUGGACGACAAUGGUGGGUCAUUCCAGCAAAGCAAUAUCUUUAUUCUGGAGCUUGACUUAUUGGAGUACAUUUCUGCUAACAUGGGUUGUGGUGCCUACUCUUCAGGGUUAUGAAGAUGCUGGAGAUUUCACCAUGGCAGAAAGAUUGAAGACUAGUGUACAUGCAAACUUAGUCUUCUACCUCUGCGUUGGUUCUCUUGGACUUGUCGGAGUCAUUUUAUUCAUUAUUUUUCGCAGAAAUUGGAGUGGAGGCAUGCUUGGUUUUGCUAUGGCUUGCUCCAAUACUUUUGGGCUUGUUACUGGUGCCUUUCUUCUUGGCUUUGGUCUUAGUGAAAUCCCAAAGGGCAUUUGGAAGAAUGCGGAUUGGAGCACCCGCCAAAAGGUUCUCUCACACAAAGUUGCUAAAAUGGCUGUUAAACUUGAUGGCGCUCAUCAAGAAUUUUCAAAUGCUAUUGUAGUUACUCAGGCGACAUCAAGUCAGAUGACAAAGCGUGAUCCUUUAAGACCAUAUAUGAAUAUUAUUGAUAGCAUGUUAGAGAAAAUGUUAAAGGAAGAUUCUUCCUUCAAACCCCAAGGUGGAAGGUUUGGGGAGAAUGAUAUGGAUUACGAUACUGACGAGAAAUCAAUGGCGUCUCUCAGACGCCGGCUUAGGAUAGCUAGAGAUCAAUACUGUCGGUAUCGAAGUGAAUAUAUGAACUUUGUCUUGGAAGCUCUUGAGCUGGAAGACACCAUCAAAAACUAUGAGCGCCGUGAUGCAACUGGAUGGAAAUUUCUUUCAAGCUUCAGGCCUGUACGAACUGGAAAACUAGGGCCUUAUCUUGAUACGACUGAGUUCGUUUGGCGUUGUAUUCUAAGAAAGCAACUACAAAAACUCUUGGCUGUAAUUCUGGGUUGCAUGUCAGCUGCAAUACUUUUAGCAGAGGCUACCAUACUGCCCCGUGGAGUUGAUUUAUCUCUCUUCUCCAUUCUCGUAAAUUCUGUGGGAAGGCAGGAGCUGGUUGGACAGAUUACUUCUUUCAUCCCUCUGAUGUAUAUGUGCGUCUGCACCUAUUAUUCCUUGUUCAAAAUUGGAAUGCUGAUGUUCUAUGCAUUGACACCUGGACAAACAAGCUCAGUCAGCUUGCUUAUGAUAUGCUCGAUGGUUGCACGAUAUGCUCCACCAAUUUCAUACAACUUUCUCAAUCUUAUUGAUCUACCUGGUAAAGGAAAAACAGUCUUCGAGAAGAGAAUGGGGAACAUAGAUGAUGCUGUUCCUUUCUUUGGUAAAGGAUUCAAUAAAAUCUAUCCCCUCAUCAUGGUUGUAUACAUACUCUUACUCGUGACAAACUUCUUUGAUCGUGUCAUCAAAUAUUUUGGGAACUGGAAGUUAUUCAAAUUACAAAUUGAAGUUGAUGGCACAGAUGGAUUUGAUACGUCAGGACUAAUUAUCUUACAGAAAGAGCGUUCUUGGCUUGAGCAAGGGUAUAAAAUCGGAGAAAAUAUCAUUCCAUUGGCAAGGAAUUUCAGCAGCACGAGUAUUGACAUCGAACCUGGCAGCAAUAACACAAUGGUAAACAAGGAUAAGAGUUCUUCAAUUUCAAGAGCAAACAGUGCAGCUGAACUUGAAAAGAUGGGUGAAUAUAAACCUCUGAAAGAAGAGUUUAAACAAGAGACAAGCAGAGAAGCCCUCACCAAGAAAUAUUCAGGCGUAAGAGAACAGCCAAAGAACCAAGAAUCUAACUCGAAUUCAACUGAGAAAGAAUCCACAUCCAUUGCAGUUGAUGAUGGCCACUCAGAAAGUGCAAGGGCAUCACUGUCUGGGGGAUUAGCGUCGAAAUGGGAAUCGAUGAAGUCCGGCCUUUUAAGUUUCAAAACGAACCUAGAAGCUAAGAACUUCCUCCCUCUACGCCAGACUCAAGAAAGUAAAGUGCCCUCCCAUGUUUCCUCGUCUGAAUCUCUGGAUGAAAUUUUCCAGAAACUGAAACGAUCGAGCAUGGACCCUAAAUAUCAUGAUGAAGACAAUGAAUUUUGAACAUGAUACAAAAUUCCGAAAAGUUCAAUUCAUGUAGAUAGAUUGUAGAAGCUAAAGAAUUGAUUUCAGACCGAACUCGGAAAGAUGUUUGGUUUGUGAGGCAAGCUGAAUGCAGAGUGUAAUGGAAGAGAAUCUUGACUUAAUUUUGCAGCAUUCAAUAUUGUACACAAUUUUGCUACAAUUGACUUUCUAAACAACAUAGAGCUGAAACACAGGAUAUGCCUGCCACAGCAUGUUGUUUACUUGUAAUUCCUAGCAUUAUAAGGUUAAUCAUCGACUAUGGAUGUUUGCUUCCUUGCAACUGCCUUUUCUUUGUUCUUUUUAAUUAUGUUUUUUUUUUGUCAUUAUAA
Molecule: messenger RNA, 3165 nt
Organism: Gossypium arboreum
Lineage: Eukaryota; Viridiplantae; Streptophyta; Magnoliopsida; Malvales; Malvaceae
Exons: 14
Coding region: 641-2815 (724 amino acids)
Cellular component (GO): membrane
Source: RefSeq, a predicted model, not a curated record